Lycium ferocissimum is the source of this 407-nucleotide messenger RNA. RefSeq lists its product as uncharacterized. The coding region runs from base 1 to 270 and encodes 89 amino acids. The transcript has 2 exons. The record is from RefSeq and is a predicted model, not a curated record. NCBI's taxonomy places the organism in Eukaryota, Viridiplantae, Streptophyta, Magnoliopsida, Solanales, Solanaceae.
AUGGCGGAAAAAGCAGGAAAAAUAGAGGGAGUAGAGAAGGUUUGCAAGAGAUGCAAACAGACAUAUACUUCAGCUUCUAACAACUCAAAUUCCUGUCGAUUUCAUCCUUCUUUCUUUGUCUGUCGUCGUCACGACGAUCAGAAAAGGUAUUAUGAACUAGGACCAGAUGAUCCUCCUUAUGCUGCCAAGUUUUAUGAUUGCUGUGGAGCAGAAGAUCCUGAAGCAAGUGGUUGUACCACCAGUUUCCAUGUUUCAUAUGAUGAUGAAUAGGAAGAUUCUCAUGGUUGUUAUGUAACCUUUCUGUAAAUUAGAAACUGUACGUGAAAGAAUUUUGCCCUUUGAUCUGAAAUGGACAGUCUCCACAUGGUCUACAUAUUUUAUAAAGGCACUUGAUAUGCUCUUGAUUU